Messenger RNA from Carassius gibelio (silver crucian carp), 1777 nucleotides. RefSeq names its product cytosolic phospholipase A2 gamma. The record is from RefSeq and is a predicted model, not a curated record. Gene Ontology annotation, biological process: glycerophospholipid catabolic process. Bases 179 to 1711 code for a protein of 510 amino acids. Lineage: Eukaryota; Metazoa; Chordata; Actinopteri; Cypriniformes; Cyprinidae. The transcript is spliced from 14 exons. Gene Ontology annotation, cellular component: cytosol; nucleoplasm; nuclear envelope. Gene Ontology annotation, molecular function: calcium-dependent phospholipid binding; calcium ion binding.
UACAAAGAAAUUACAUGGAAGAACUUGUUUUUUGGUCUGAAGCCCAAUCCACGUUCAUCUCCACCCUUCAUGAUAAAAUCUAGAGUCCUAUAAAAGAACAUCUUCUGCCUGAUCCGAGAGAAAACAGCUGCUGUUUUUAUUGGGGAAUCGCUGGAUUUUACAAGACUACACAAGAACAAUGAGUGCAUCCAAACUCCAGGAAAGUGUUGAGGUGAGAAUUGCACACUCUCUGCAUAAAAAGGAGGAAGAGUUUGUGUUCGAAAGGAGAAACACUGUUUUUCAAAGCCUGCAGAAACUCGAGAUAAACUGCAGUAAGGAUGCGGUGCCAAACAUUGCAUUACUGGGUUCUGGAGGAGGACAAAGAGCCAUGGUGGGUUUGCUGGGAUCCCUGGUUCAGCUUGAUAAAGCGGGUCUUCUGGACUGCAUCCUUUAUCUGAGCGGAGUCUCUGGAUCCACCUGGUGCAUGGCCUCCUUAUACCAAGAACCAGACUGGUCCACUAAACUAGAGACCGUGAAGGACAAAAUCAUCAAGAGACUCAGCGGUCCAGGAGUCGGCUGGGGAGACACAUUGGCCAAACUGAAGAAAUAUUACUAUGGGAAAGACAUCUUCAGCUUGACUGACGUCUGGGCAGUGAUGGUCGUCACAGAAUUUGUGAAAGAGAUUGAUGAAUGCAAACUCUCAGAGCAGUGGGUCCAGCACAAUAAAGUACCAUUUCCCAUCUACACAAUGAUCGACAUGCAAUCCCAAGAAUGCGAGAAUGUGAAAGGCAUAGAAGACCCCUGGUUUGAGAUCAGUCCACUUGAAGCUGGUUAUUCUCUCACUGGAGCGUUUGUUGAAACAUCCAGCUUCGGCAGCCAGUUUGACAGAGGCUCAAAGACAAAACCUCAGGAUGAAAUGGACAUGCUGUACCUGCAAGCUCUGUGUGGCAGCGCUUUAGGUGAUAAAGACAAAACUAAGGAAUACCUCCUGCAAAAAAUAACGGAACGACCUCCUGAAGAGCUGGGAAACCAGGAAACAAGGAAAGUGCUCGAUGGAGACAAACAGCAGCUGAAUCUCAAAGAUAAGGAAGCUGCAAAACCCUGUAUGGAUGAACACACUGAAAAAGCGUGUGAUAUUAUGUGUUAUUUCCUCAAUGUAGUUACUUUUUUUGAUGUUUGGAACAUUAGCAAAAGCAUGUCUGAGUGGAUCUGGGGUAGAAAAUAUGACUUUCUCCACAACCUGAAUGAUGAAACCUUGCCUUCUACUCUUCUGGAAAGUAAGACGAGAGAUUAUAAAGACGCCGGACUGUUGCUGAACUCACCCUACUUCUCAGUGCUGAGAAAAGAAAGAAACAUUGAUCUCAUCAUUUCCCUGGAUUUCAGUGAUGGUGAUCCUUUCAUGACAGUGAGAGAAGCUGCUGAGAUGUGCAAGAAACGAAACAUCCCUUUCCCUGAAGUCAACAUUCCCAGUGAAGACCUGAAGAACCCAGAGGACUUUUAUGUGUUCAAAGGCACAAACACUCCAACCGUGAUUCACAUCCCUCUGUUUAAUGUGGUCAACUGUGGAGAUACAAUUGAGGUGUGGAGGAACAAUUAUACCACCUUACAAGGUCCUUACAAGGCUAAGAUGAUCACUGCUCUUAUGGAGGUUGCUGGAAAAAACAUCUCAAACAACAGAGAGAAACUGCUGGAGCAGAUAGGUGCAGCUGUUGGGCAGAAAGGACACAACUAAUGAGUUCAAUAAUAAGUCCUUACUGAUUGAUUUAAUGUGUGUGUGUGUGUGUGUGUGUGUGUGUGU